UGGGAGCCGCCAUGGCGGCCUUGCUCUCCUGCCUCGCCCUUGCCGUCGUCGAGGCGAAGGCUUGGUUCGGUGCGACGCCGCCCAAAGUGGAUCACACGUUCCAUCGCCGCGGCUGGACAUCGUGCGCUCUUUGCGGGGGCGCUGAGCGGCUCGGAGCCACUGUGGAAGUCGGCAACCUGCGCGAGCUCGACGCCGCGGGCGCUUCGACUCUUCUCGACGCGGUGCGCGCGCACGGAGUGGUCGUCGUUAAGGGACAGAAUCUCACGCGAGCACAGCAGGUGGAGUUCACCGCGGCUCUCGGCGAGACAGUCGUGCUGCCCUCGUCCUUCGAGGGGAAAGACCCGGAGCCGUUCCACCCUGCGAUCCAGCGCAUCACCAACUUCUGGGCCAACGGGACGUGGAAGGGCCCGACCGCACGCUUCGGCGCCUACUGGCAUCAGGAUGGCCAAUUUUGGCAGCCCCCGCGUCACAACAUCCUCUCGAUUCUCCACGCGCAGGAGACGCCGCCCUCAGGCGGCGAGACCGGCUUCGCCGACCUGCGCGCCGCGCGGCACACGCUGUCUGCGCCGCUCCUCGCGCGCGCCGCCAACGCGUCGAUCCGCACCUCGGUGAGACAGAUCGCCGACUUUGCAAAGGGCGACGAGGAGGACCUUGCGGCCUUCCCCGACGCCGAGCACCCCGUCCUCGACGCGCACUGGAUGGACGGUGGACCCCUCCUGUACGUCGGCUCGCCGCACAUGGAGGUGGUCGGCCUCGAGACGGCGGAGGCGGGCAAGGCGCUGCUGACCAUGCUGCUCAUGCACGCAACCUCGCCCGCCUUCACCUACUUUCACGCCUGGGAUGUGGGCGAUGUGCUCGUGUGGGACAAUACACAGACGCUCCACCACUCCUUUCCGUACGACAACGAUGGCAGCGCCAAGCGGGAGCUCUACCGCACGCAGGCGCGGAUGCGGCCGGCCGCCACCAAGGAGGAGCUCUGACGUCGAGCUCUGUGAGCUGUAGAACUAGAGCCGGCGAGACCUGUUUGUGUCCUUGUGCGAUUGUGUGUUUUGGAUUUCGUGUGCCGGUGUUGUGCGCUGAGCGGAGGGACUUGCCAGUUCUAGGUAGCAUGUGUGUAGGUGUACGUCGCGUGCGGCAUCGGGAGUUUGCGCGCGCGUUAUUGUGAAGUAUUGCUGUUCGUAUAGC
Molecule: messenger RNA, 1185 nt
Organism: Emiliania huxleyi CCMP1516
Lineage: Eukaryota; Haptophyta; Isochrysidales; Noelaerhabdaceae
Exons: 3
Coding region: 12-980 (322 amino acids)
Biological process (GO): sulfur compound metabolic process
Cellular component (GO): cytoplasm
Molecular function (GO): taurine dioxygenase activity
Source: RefSeq, a predicted model, not a curated record